CUAGGCGGGGACCAAACUGAGGUGACACGAGCAAGGGGAUCCAUCCCGGGAGGGGAUGAAGCCGACGCGACAUGGGCGAGGGAACCGGUGGUCGAGGGGAUCCAGCCGACGUGAGUUGCACUCGAGGGGAUCCUCCUUGCUCUCGCCUCGCAUUCCAGUGGGUUGUGCCGGCGUCGCCACCGCCAUCCCCGCAGGUUCUUUCUUCUCUCCCAACCUCCGGGCAUGUAGCCAAUGGCUUCUAUCGUCCUUGCCGCCGCUGCCGCAGAUUUUCUUCUAUCUUGACGAUAGUGAUGGAGCCCUCCUCUUGUGGUGGCGUGAAGUGACGAACAUAAAGCCCAGUCCUUCUCGAUUCCUCUCCUCUCACGGGCUGAAUCUUUGUGUUCUGCCAACAUGGUUACUGCCGCGGUCGCGCCCGCAUCUCUGCUCCAGUCAGUCACAUUGUGCUAUGAUGCGCACAUCCUCAAGUCCGGGAAGAGACCCUGGUUCAAGAGUUUCUUGGUCAGCUCUUAUAAUUGGGUUCUUAUGGAUGCCACCAAUGCAUGCAAUAUAAAUAAACAUAUUUGAUGAUAUCAUCUUGAACCGAUCAGCCUCCGUAGAUGAAAUCAGUAAACUGGAGCACUCCAAUCUAUCUGUCACUUAGCCCUUGAAACCAGUAUGACUACUAGCCAAAUACACUCAAAUCAUAGAUCUCUAGAAUUUACUGUAGCUAUCUCACAUGGUAUAGUACUAAAAGACAAGGUUUUUCAAUUUUUCACUAAAUACUAUCAGUUUUUAGAACUCAAAUCAUCCUAUUGUUGCAAAGUUGUGAGGUACAUAUCUGAUAGCUUACGGUUGUUCAAAAAACUAAGUCCAUGAUCUAUCCUAAAUGUGAGAUUUCCUUGUGAAUUAGUUGCUAGGAUUAAUUCUUUUGUUCUGUUGCAGCUCACUCUUAACUAAUGGCAAUUCAUGUCCAGAGCCCUUCGCUGUCAACAAACUAGAUGUAGACACUCAGGUGAACGCAGCCGCUCAGCCCCAAAUUGAUAUUUUCUGUAAUGAUUCUUGGUAUGUAUUUAUAUUAGUCAGAACAUCUUAUAUGGGUGUCUUCUCAUGAUAUUUGUACCUUACAAAGAUUCUGUCUUGAUGCUUGAAUUUUACCAGGUUCUUUCCUAUUUUUACCAUUCAAUUAUUACAGUUGUUAUUAUGUGUAUCACAUUUGCUGUAAGGUAUAUAUGUUGUUUUCUGCUGGAGAAAACAAAUUUGCACUCUAUUGAUUGAGUGCAUGGCAGUAAUGAUUUCCCACCGUCAUAUCCCAUUCCUUUAUUCGCUAUUUGUUGGUGAUCUUAUGUGUUGAUUUGCUCUUUCAAUUUUUUCAAGUUAUGUGUAACACAGAUGGAGUGCGCUUUGACAGAUAUAAAAAGGAAACAUCCACGUCUAAUUUGUUCUUGAUAUAUUUUAUAUUGGUUUAUAUCUCGCUGAUCAUACCAUUUUUUAUUUGCGAUAUUAGAAUCUUUGCCUUCUCAAACUUGCAUUUUGUUGGGAUUGCAUUAUGCUCAAUGAGUUUGAUAGAAGUAUACCCAGAGGACGCUAAACAAGGAAACAAAGUACACUUGAUAAAUUUAAUUUGCUUUGUUAUGUAGGGCAAAAAUUCCUCUUAUAACUUUCCUGCUUGUAUUUAUUGCAAUCAGCUUUCAUGUUCACGGAGUCAUACAUGUUUAUUUUUCUGUCGCUUACCUUUCCAGGUUCUGAUUGGUUUACUCCGUGAACAUUAUUGUGUAUGCUGCCAUACCAAGCCAAUUUGUAUCC
This is a messenger RNA of Triticum aestivum (bread wheat), 1782 nucleotides long. RefSeq lists its product as uncharacterized. The coding region runs from base 56 to 550 and encodes 164 amino acids. NCBI's taxonomy places the organism in Eukaryota, Viridiplantae, Streptophyta, Magnoliopsida, Poales, Poaceae. The record is from RefSeq and is a predicted model, not a curated record. The transcript is spliced from 3 exons.